Molecule: messenger RNA, 654 nt
Organism: Anopheles nili
Lineage: Eukaryota; Metazoa; Arthropoda; Insecta; Diptera; Culicidae
Exons: 3
Coding region: 115-654 (179 amino acids)
Source: RefSeq, a predicted model, not a curated record
GUUUGUUUUUGGAUGGGAUUUGUUAUUGUUUCAUUAGCGCAUAUUUUGUUUGAUUUACCAAGAAACGGUGUUCUGAAGAAAUUGCUUAUGAUUUGAACUAAAUAAGCCAGCACAAUGCACGAAAUUCAAAUACAAACUGCGUCGGAUGAAGAUUUCACAGAGGUCAUUUUCCUGUUGAUUGAUUACAUCGUCGAGGUACCUCGAAGUCAGCGAUCGCGAGAUCGGCUAGCAACCCUUUUGAGCCUUUCCCCAGCCGGUGAGGAAUUAAAGCACACACUGAAGGUGUUCGAAAAUCUUGUCCGCAAGUACUGUGUCGGAGAGUUUGAUGAACACCGGCUACGUUCACAAUUGAAACUCCUUCCGGCGAAUCGACAGGACCGAGUGGUAGAGAUAGUGAAUCUCCGUAAACCGGAAAUUGCUCAGCGAUUGAUCGACGAAGUUAACAGGCUCGAAGGAGGCGUACCGCUAGUGGAAUCGUUCGACUGGAACGUCAGCUGGGUCAUGGGAAGCAGUAGUUUGGCAUCAGUACGAAAACAACUCUGUACGGUGUUGCUUGCAUGCCGGGAUGUUGAUUCGAAGGCCAAAGUCAUCAGCUUCGAAAUGAACAGAAAUCAGGUAGAACAAGUCAUAAGCCAACUUGAAACUGUAGUCUAA